UUGAGAAUUGAGUGAUGGAUUAUAAAUUAUUGAUUAUUAUUAUAUAAUAGCGUCACCCACCUUCACUUUGCUCUCUCCCCCUCAUAUCUACGCUGUAAACUAAUUUUCGAUAGAGAGAGAGAGAUUACAAAAUUAAAGUGGAAAGAUAGAAGCAGCGCGCGGCAAGAACAAUGGAAGGUGUCUCUACAAGCAUGUACAAAGGGUUGAGAGGCUACUGGCGGAGGAGAGGCUACGAGAAGCUAAAUGGGUCCGGUCGACUGACGGAGCUGCGUUCGGGCAGCAAAAGGCGUGCACGGCGGAUCCGAAUCAAAAUAAAAAUGGGUCGGAAGCUGAAGCUGAGCUUCCUCAGAAUGAGAAGAAUGCCUUCGCCGAAGAAGUUGUUGGUUUGGCUCCGGGACGCCUAUGUGAAACUGAUGCUGGGAUUCGCUAACUCGGGGAUGUUUAGUACCGGCUUCGGUGGGGGGCCCAUGUGCGACUACGGUAGCGGUUCCUUCGGGAAGGGCCCACUUAAGGAGUAUGAUGAGAAGAUGAUUGUCGAGAUCUACAAGUCCCUGAUGCUGGCGCAAGGUCAGUUGGUGCCCAGCGACGCAGCCAAGUUUGGCUCAGAAAUCGUUAGUCGACGGUAAAUCCCGACGAUAAUAAUCACAUCACAGACACAGACGCACGCACAAAAAAUGAAAGAUAAAAAUGCUGUGUGAGUUGAGAUUUUAGUAAUCUCUUCUCUUGUAGCAAAUUGUAAUGGGGGGUAGAUUGGCAAUAAAAGGUGAUAGAAGCCUGGUGGUGGUGAUAGAUUAUUAAUAAUUAUUAUGAUUUUGUUGA
Prunus mume (Japanese apricot) is the source of this 819-nucleotide messenger RNA. RefSeq lists its product as uncharacterized. Lineage: Eukaryota; Viridiplantae; Streptophyta; Magnoliopsida; Rosales; Rosaceae. The record is from RefSeq and is a predicted model, not a curated record.